Messenger RNA from Brachypodium distachyon (stiff brome), 1261 nucleotides. RefSeq names its product TATA-box-binding protein 1. The coding region runs from base 223 to 930 and encodes 235 amino acids. The transcript has 7 exons. Gene Ontology annotation, biological process: DNA-templated transcription initiation. Gene Ontology annotation, molecular function: RNA polymerase II general transcription initiation factor activity; DNA binding. The record is from RefSeq and is a predicted model, not a curated record. Lineage: Eukaryota; Viridiplantae; Streptophyta; Magnoliopsida; Poales; Poaceae.
CCCUCGCCGUAUAAAUCCGUCUCUCUCCUCUCGACCAUCCCGACGAACCAAACCCUAACCCGCACCCUGAUCCGCCGCCGCCACCCCUAUCUCUCAGAUCCAUUCGCUUCCCUUCCCUCCCACCGGUCUCCUCCUCCGCAUAAAGCAGGCCCCGUUCAAAAAUCUUGCCUCCAGAUCCGCACCGGGAGGGAUCCUGCGGCGGUUCUUGGGUCGCCAGAUCGGAUGGCUGCGGCUGCGGUGGAUCCGAUGGUUCUUGGACUGGGGACUAGCGGGGGUGCGAGCGGGAGCGGGAGCGGAGUGGUGGGCGGUGGCGGUGUCGUGAGAGGAGGAGCGGGUGCGGUGAUGGAAGGGGCGCAGCCGGUGGAUCUCGCCAGGCACCCCUCCGGCAUCGUCCCCGUCCUCCAGAACAUUGUGUCAACAGUUAAUCUGGACUGCAGGUUGGAUCUGAAACAAAUUGCCUUGCAGGCCCGUAAUGCAGAGUACAAUCCUAAGCGUUUCGCUGCGGUUAUUAUGAGGAUAAGGGACCCGAAGACCACAGCACUUAUAUUUGCUUCAGGAAAGAUGGUGUGCACUGGAGCAAAGAGUGAAGAACACUCAAAGCUUGCUGCCAGGAAGUAUGCACGAAUUGUCCAAAAGCUUGGCUUCCCAGCUACGUUCAAGGAUUUCAAGAUCCAGAACAUUGUUGCCUCAUGUGAUGUCAAAUUUCCUAUACGUCUUGAGGGCCUUGCUUAUUCCCAUGGUGCCUUCUCUAGUUAUGAGCCAGAGCUCUUCCCUGGGUUGAUUUACCGCAUGAAGCAGCCAAAGAUUGUGCUCCUGGUAUUUGUCUCCGGCAAGAUCGUUCUCACUGGUGCGAAAGUGCGUGAUGAGAUAUAUGCUGCCUUUGAGAACAUAUACCCGGUGCUAACUGAGUAUAGGAAAUCUCAGCAGUGAGAGGAGGAUCCACAUCUGCAAAAUUGGGGUUUCCUUCUGCUUCUGUACAUAGAAGAACUAAAAGACCUGACUGCCAAAUUUUUCAGACGUUCGUGUCCACGUCUCUCUUUUUUCCCUUUGUUCUGUGGAAGGACGACUAGGUUUAGGAGACCAAAUGCGCAAAGAAGAGAUUAUGUAAACAAUCUGGGCAAAGGAUUCUUUGAUAACUGAAUGCUGACGUGCAACUAAGGCAUGUUAGUUGGAUCAUGUUAUUCUGUAAAUAUAUGACUAAUUGUGCUGUACUGUUCGGUCAUGGGAGCGUGAAAAUGAUAUGAGAAAAAGUUCUGCGGCA